AUGGGUCACCUACACAUUACCAAGUUAGACCUCAUGGAUUUUGCCUUUAACAACCAAAGAAUGGAGGCUGCUAGGGGUCGCAGUAUCAGCUCCCCAGCCUGUGCUGUGGCCCUGACCGAUGGCCAAGAAAUGGAGUACAGGACUAAGAUCUGUCAGAAGAGUCCCUAUGAUUGUCUGUCUGAAGUCGGAGUCAUGAAUACUAACACAGGGGAGAAAAAUGUGAAAUUAAUAACAACUUUUAAUUUGAGAUCAAAACCUAAGUCAGAGCUGAUUAGGAAUAAUAAGAACUCCUUAGGGAUAAGGACAGAGGAGUUCAGGCAGUGUCGGAACAUGCUUCUCCAUGGCGAGUCUAAUGGGAUGUGUGCUGCUUAUGGUCCUGGAGUAUCUCCUGUAGUUAAAGAAUCUAACCAAUGUGGACAUUCUUUCACCAGGAAGACACACCUUACUGUCCAUCAGAGAAUACAAACAGGAGAGAAACCUUAUGAAUGUAACCUGUGUGGAAAGUCUUUCAGCCAGAAGGCACACCUUACUGUCCAUCAGACAACACACACAAGAGAGAAACCCUAUGAAUGUAACGUGUGUGGAAAGUCUUUCAUCCGGAAGGCAAACCUUACUUUUCAUCAGAAAAUUCACACAAGAAAAACACUUUAUGAAUGUAACAAAUGUGGAAAAUCUUUUCACUUGAAGGCAUAUCUUACUGUCCAUCAGCUAACACACACAGGAGAGAAACCUCAUGAAUGUAAUGUGUGUGGAAAGUCUUUCAGCCAGAAGUCACACCUUACUGUCCAUCUGACAACACACACAGGAGAGAAACCUUAUGAAUGUAACCUGUGUGGAAAGUCUUUCACUCAGAAGGCACAGCUUACUGUCCAUCAGCUAACACACACAGGAGAGAAACCUUAUGAAUGUAAUGUGUGUGGAAAGUCUUUCAGCCAGAAGGCACACCUUACUGUCCAUCAGACAACACACACAGGAGAGAAACCUUAUGAAUGUAAGCUUUGUGGAAAGUCUUUCAGCAAGAAGUCACACCUCACUGUCCAUCAGAGAACACACACAGGAGAGAAGCCUUAUGAAUGUAUCCAGUGUGGGAAGUCUUUCACCCAGAAGGCAAACCUUACUGCUCACGAGAGAACACACACAGGUGAGAAAUCUUAUGAAUGUAACCUGUGUGGAAAGUCUUUCAUGUGGAAGUCUAAACUUACAUAUCAUCACAGAAUACACAUAGGAGAGAAACCUUAUGAAUGUAAUGUGUGUGGAAAGUCUUUCAUCCAGAAGGCACACCUUACUGUCCAUCAGACAACACACACAGGAGAGAAACCUUAUGAAUGUAACGUGUGUGGAAAGUCUUUCACCCGGAAGGGAAACCUUACUUUUCAUCAGAAUAUUCACACAAGAAAGACACUUUAUGAAUGUAACAAGUGUGGAAAAUCUUUUCACGUGAAGGCAUAUCUUACUGUCCAUCAGAGAACACACACAGGAGAGAAACCUUAUGAAUGUAACAAAUGUGGGAAGUCUUUCACCCAGAAGACAACCCUUAAUGUCCAUCAGACAACACACACAGGAGAGAAACCUUAUGAAUGUAACCUGUGUGGAAAGUCUUUCGCUCAGAAGGCACAGCUUACUGUCCAUCAGCUAACACACACAGGAGAGAAACCUUAUGAAUGUAACAGCUGUGGAAAGUCUUUCAGCCAGAAGACAUACCUUACUGUCCAUCUGACAACACACACAGGAGAGAAACCUUAUGAAUGUAAUCUGUGUGGAAAGUCAUUCAGCCACAGGGGAAACCUUACUGUCCAUUGGAGAACACACACAGGAGAGAAGCCUUAUGAAUGCAACAAAUGUGGAAAGAACCGUCCACAGGAGGCCACAGCCUAGCAUAUAAGAAAAUUCACCCAAAUGAGAAGUCUCUAGAAUGU
Molecule: messenger RNA, 1916 nt
Organism: Dipodomys ordii (Ord's kangaroo rat)
Lineage: Eukaryota; Metazoa; Chordata; Mammalia; Rodentia; Heteromyidae
Product: zinc finger protein 260-like
Exons: 3
Coding region: 1-1875 (624 amino acids)
Biological process (GO): regulation of transcription by RNA polymerase II
Cellular component (GO): nucleus
Molecular function (GO): DNA-binding transcription activator activity, RNA polymerase II-specific; RNA polymerase II cis-regulatory region sequence-specific DNA binding
Source: RefSeq, a predicted model, not a curated record